AUGGCUUUGGCUUCAGCAACUCAUAGCAACGACGAGUACGGGUGGGACCUUUCGCGCGAGGAAGAGGAGGAGCUUUUUGCAACCAUCGAAGAAACCACCUUUGCGCCCACCAACGUCAUCGCGACGCCGAGGAACCCUGUCCACAGAGCUGCCGACUCCCCCGGAAGUGGAGGCUCUAGCUCCACCGCCAGGACCGCCCUGCGACGCCCGAUUGCGAGACUGCCGAGCACCGCGCCUGCCGAAGCCUAUGCCUUGAGAGCCGACAUCCACGCCGCCUUCCCGAGGAGCCCCCGGACGGUGACAAUCACCGACAACGAUAGCGUCUCCGAAAUCGAGUCUCUGGGGCGUCGGUCCCCACAUGGCCAUGGAGAGGAUACUCCUGCCCACUCGAGGAGUGUUGUCUAUAGGGGCUCAAGGCAGGCCCGGGAGAGCCCCGAGGACGAUGAGCCCUUGUCUCCAGGGAGCUAUGUGGCUGAGGAUGUCAGCUAUCCCGACUUAACCCGCGCUCUAUCUGCCUUCGACUCAGCGUCGAACAGAAAGGCGGGGCCAGCAGCUGGACCAGAUGCCGACGGAGGCCCGCCGAACGAGAAGAAACGGUCACCCCUGGCGCUUUUGCGCACGUUCCCACGUAAGCCAUUCAGCGUGUCCGACUUCUCAUCGGCUGCGUGGUGCGAACAGCAGUACGCCUACACGCUCUUCCGCAUGGGCGGGCGCAAGCCCCGGACGGAGGCCAUGAAGCGCGGCACGCGUGUGCACGAGAAGCUCGAGCGCGAGGUGCACACGACCGUCCGCGUCGAGAUCCUCUCGCGCGAGGACGCCUUCGGCCUCAAGAUAUGGAACCUCGUCCAGGGCCUGCGCACACUGCGCGACACAGGCCUAACUCGGGAGCUCGAGGUCUGGGGCCUGGUAGACGGCCACGUCGUCAACGGCAUCAUCGACGGCCUGAGCGAGGGGAACCCGGAUCCCGAGUUCGAGGAGGAGAUUUACAGCAGCCAGGGGAGCAGCAGCCAGGCCUCACAGACCGCCCGCAAGGUCUGGGUCUUUGAAGUCAAGACCAGGGCCCGCCGGUCGGUACCGAGCAUGAGCCACAUGCGCCCGUCCAUGAUCCAGCUGUUCCUCUACCACCGCUUUCUUUCGCAAAUGGUCGACGGCAAGGUAGACUUUCUGCACGUUUACCGGCGGUAUGGCCUCGACCCCGACAAGCCGUUUUCCGACACUUUCCUGGCCGAGAUCGGUAGCCUCCAUGACGAGGUGUUUUUUGACGCUAGUCCAGUGCCCCUAUCUCCAGGCUCCGAAACGGACAGCAUAGGGACGGCCGGGAACGGAUCGACCAAAUCUAGCAACCAGCUUCGCUACAGUACCCUCCGCCAACUCACAGCGCUGCUCAAAGACGAGCUUCGGCAAACCUUCCCCGACGGUUCCCACACCCUGGGGCCUUUUGUCACGAUCGAGUAUCGAUAUCACGGCAAGGAGCCCGUAGUACCAACUGUGGAGGCUGAAGAUCUCAUCGACAAGGGUCUCCGGAAGAAACACCGGAAGAAACGAGUCGCCGACGAGGAGCAAGACGCAGAACACUGGAUAGAGCACCGAAGAUUUCACAUGAACAACGAAAAGCUAGACAACUGGCUGGAGGGGCACAUGCAGUGGUGGCGCGGCGAGCGGGACGCCGUGGGCGUGAGCAUCGAAGACGCGGACAAGUGCCGGUCCUGCCAGUUCUCUGAAGACUGCGGCUGGGUCGCCGACAUGCACAAAAAGGCCGUUACUCAGGCAAAGGAGAACAAGAAGACGGCAGAAGCCGGAAAGGAGAGGUUGGCAAGGCGUGGCUAA
Gaeumannomyces tritici R3-111a-1 is the source of this 1827-nucleotide messenger RNA. RefSeq lists its product as hypothetical. The record is from RefSeq and is a predicted model, not a curated record. The transcript is spliced from 2 exons. Gene Ontology annotation, molecular function: single-stranded DNA 5'-3' DNA exonuclease activity. Lineage: Eukaryota; Fungi; Ascomycota; Sordariomycetes; Magnaporthales; Magnaporthaceae. Gene Ontology annotation, biological process: interstrand cross-link repair. Gene Ontology annotation, cellular component: mitochondrion; nucleus. The coding region runs from base 1 to 1827 and encodes 608 amino acids.